This is a messenger RNA of Cheilinus undulatus (humphead wrasse), 4711 nucleotides long. Its product is annotated as kinesin-like protein KIF27. The transcript has 16 exons. Bases 68 to 3838 code for a protein of 1256 amino acids. Gene Ontology annotation, molecular function: microtubule binding; ATP binding; microtubule motor activity. Gene Ontology annotation, biological process: microtubule-based movement; mitotic spindle organization. The record is from RefSeq and is a predicted model, not a curated record. Lineage: Eukaryota; Metazoa; Chordata; Actinopteri; Labriformes; Labridae.
GGUUUCCCGGGCAACAGAUGAAUGACAACAAACGGCAGUGAACAAAACGACAGCAUACUUCACCGUCAUGGGAGAGGAGUGUGUCCGGGUGGCGGUGCGUGUCCGUCCUCUGCUGCGUACAGAAAUCCUCCGCCACCACAGGGAGUGUAUCCGGGAGGACAAGGACACCUCACAGGUGGUAGUCGGCCUUAACAAAGUUUUCACAUUCGACCACACUUUUGGACCGACAGCCAGUCAGGAGGAUGUGUACAAGUCCUGCGUUCGGCCGCUGGUGGAGAACCUGGUGGAGGGUUUCAACGCCACCGUCUUCUGUUUUGGACAAACAGGGUCAGGGAAGACGUACACUUUGUUAGGAGGAUACGGGGGUGAGCAGGGAGGAAUCAUUGAACAUGUGGCCCAUGACAUUUUUUUGUUGCUGGAGCAGAAGAGAGCAAGCAGUGAUGGUGUUGGGGCAGCAGUACAAGUGUCAUACAUUGAGUUGCACAAGGACGAACUGCGAGACCUGCUAGAAGAGCUCAACAUGGACAAAACGCUGCAUAUCAGACAGGACGAGAAGGGAAACACCGUUGUGGUUGGUUCUAAAGCAAUCAAUGUCACAUCAGCAGAAGAGGUACUUGAUGCCCUAGAGAUGGGCAACGCCCUGCGCCACACUGCCACCACAGGAAUGAAUGAGCACUCCAGUCGCUCUCACACCAUCUUCACCUUCCAGCUUCACCAGAGUUUCUCUCUCAAUAAUUCUGACUGCUUCUCCAAGCUCUGUCUGGUUGACCUGGCAGGUUCAGAGCGUGCUGAGAAAACUGGAAACAUGGGGGUUCAACUCAAAGAGUCUUGUUUUAUCAACAAAGACCUGCUCAUGCUGGGCAAAGUCAUCCGUGCCCUCUCUGAAUCUACCCGAAAACCCAACACAUUUAUACCAUUCCGUGCCUCCAAGAUCACCCGUCUUCUCCGUGACUCACUGGGAGGUAAUGCACACACUCUAAUGAUGGCUUGCGUAAGCCCUUCCAAUCACAGUGAAGCUGAGACCGAGAGUGUCCUACGGUAUGCUUCAAUGGCUCGUGAAAUUAAUACCCAUCCUGGAAGGAUAUAUACGUACAAGACCUGCUUGGACCGCUGUAAAGCUCGGCUGAGUCAGACUGAGUCAGAAGCUCUGACCCCAAGACAGGAGCUGAGGGACAAAAAGAGAGAUCUUAGGAGGGCAAGGAAAAAUGGAAGACCAGGUCAGGAGAAGCUGGAGGAGGUAGUAACACAGUACCGCCUCCUAGCUCAGGAAGCUGCAGCCUUGUUUGUAGAGAUGACCGGUUCCAGCCAUUCAUUCAAGCCGAAGAUACAGGAAUGGCUGGACAGACUGACAGCUGCCAAUCUGUCAUAUGAAGUUGAUUGUUCAGAAGGAGGUGAUGGCCAGCCCCAAAAUGUUCUUGUUAACACACUCCACAAGGAACUCGGUAAAUGCAAGGAGGCUCUCACCAUAGAGGAACAGCUGUUGAAGCAGAAAGAUGCAGAAUUAAGACAAGUCCAAAAAGAAGUAGAGAAACUUCUUAAAGAGAACAAAUCUCAACUUCAGGCCCUAGAGGAGGAGAAGGAACGCUCUCGAAUACAGACUGAACAACUCGUGGACCAGCAGAUUCUGAUCGAUCGGCUCCGCAAUGACCUGAUGGCCUUUAGGAGUCCAGGAGUCCCAGGAGCCUCUGGGAAUAUGGGGAGGAGACCCCAUAGUGUCCCUCUGAUCGGACACAGCUGGGCGCACGGGACCCCCAGGAGGAUUCACUCCAGUCCUCCAGCUUAUUCCCUGGAGAGGGUGUUAGCAGCCUUCAAGAUGCGAGGUCACCUCCUGCUUGCUGAGAUUGAGGAAAAGGAUGAGGUGUACUGUCCGUUCAUAAAACAGCAGGCAGAGAGGAAGGACAGGGACCGAGAACAGCACCAGGAGGAGGAGGGGGACAUAUCAGAGGGUGGAAUGAGAUUUAGAAAUCCGUUAAACCAAACAUGCAGCAGCAGGCAGAAGAAGUCAACUCUGAAAGAGAAGAACACUGGGACAGAUCAAACCUCCAAUGAAAGCCCAUGUGUGCAACAGCCUCAGCGAGCCCAAGGAAACAAAGAAAAGAGCAUAAAGCAAAGUGGAAUGAGGAAGCCGAGAUUAAGAACCAAUGCUACUCAGAGAAGGAUCAACAAUCUGACUGUCAGCAUCGACAUGAAAGAAGACCUCAUCAAUGCACUGAACAAGACUGACGAGGAAGCAAGAGCAGUGGACUGGCAUGGCAAAGAAGAUGACGUGUUGACCAGACUCUCAAUGCAGAGGCAGAAGGCCCGAUCAGAGGUGUACCACAGCCUCCAGCACAUGAGAGUGCAGCGAGCACAGCUUCAGAGCAGCCUCAGACAGCUGGACCAGAAAGGGGAGCAAAGAGCAGAAGAUAUAACUGUGGGCAAAAGCAGUCACCUGGAAGAGUUGGAGAAAAAGCUUCAUGGCAGCUGUUGGCUGGAUGAAGAGGAGGACCAGGUCCUUCAGAAAAGAGCAGAGCUGCAGGAGCUGGAGGAGGAGCUGGAGAGGAGAGAGGAGGUGCUCCUGCAUAAGGAGACCUGUCUUCAACAGAAAAACAAGCUAGAGAUCAAGAAGCUACGUGCCAGUCAGGCUCUAAGUCACAAUCUGCACCGUAUAUCGGUGCAGUUGGAGUCUGUGGAGGAGGAGAUGAAACGGAGCAGUGUGAGGCAGACCGGAGGAGUCACCAUAGAGGAACUGGAGAAAGAAAGAGAAGUACUUAAAAAGCGAAAAGACACUCUGGACACUCAGCUGAAGGACAAUAGAGUGCUCACUACUGAGGACGAGCAUUCCCUGCUAGAGCUGGAGGAAGCUAUUGAAGUUCUGGAUGCAGCAUUGGAGUUUAAAAAUGGCUUCAUCCAGGAAAAGCAGAAGAAGCUGUCAGUCACAGACUCCUCUACACAUCAGUUACAAAGCACUGAACCUGCCCAACUCUGUGGCGUCAUCAGGAAGCUGAAGGAGCUGUCACAGCCUGAGGCUUUAGAUCUACUUAUCAGAUAUUUCAACAAGGUUGUGUAUCUCCGAGAGAUGGAGCACCGUUUGCGUUUGCAUUGUGAAGAGCAACAGAUUCAUACUGAAAAACAAGAGGUGGUGGUGAAGGAGUUGAAGGUAGCCAUGCAGCGCGUAACCCUGAAUGCAGACCGCAGGCUCACCCAACAGCAACGAGAUCACCAGAGCGAUAUCCAGCUGCUGCUGCAGAAACUCAGAGAAGCCGUUUCAGGAGAGGCUGUCCAAGAAAGACUGCAGCAUCUGGAGAAAGAGCUUUUCUUCUACAAAAGCUCCAGCAGACAGCUGAAAAAGAAACUCAGAGAGCUCCACAGCGAUGCCUCACACUCUUUUGAUCAGCUAGGAGAACACACAUCAGCACAGGAGAACAGACAAACACAUACAAGUGCAAACACACCACAGACACGCAGUGAAGAGGUACAGACAAGGACACAUAUUGUGACAACCUACACAAAGAUACACAGUGAACAAAUAGACCAGCAGACACAUAGCAGUCCUCAUUUGAAGAGUUAUUCAUUGCAGGCCCCCUGCCCCUCCUCGUCCGCUGCUCUCCAAGUACACAAAGACGCAGAAACACCCGAGCACCACCAGAUACAGACAUCAUCACAGGGGAGGAAGGACAGAGGGGCCGGUUUAGAAAUGGAACCGGUUCGUCUUUGUCGCAAAGAUCUCAGACAGAUCUUUCCAGCUGAGCUGAAGGUGUGCGGCUCUAACUCAAGGAGACGCCAGUCUGCUUUGGACACGAGCUCAGAGUCUAUUCUAGUAGACUCCAUUGAAGUGGCUAAAAACACUGACAGAUGAUGUUUCAUCCAAUUUAAAAAUCAUGGCACAUAUGUGUCACUGUGUGAACAGAAAACCACAGGGAGAUGCUGAAUAAACAAAUGAAAGAGGAAAAAACUAAUAUAGUCUUACCAAAAUGUUUCUGCAAUAUUUAUUGAAAAUGUAAUGUUAGGGCUUUGCAGCCAGUAAAAAAAAUACCACAGGUUGAGUUAAAGAGGGAUAUGGUUUAAAGGCAUUGCUGUGCUUCUCAUAUUGAAUUCACACUUGUCCUUUAUUAAAGUAGCCUACUGCUACAAAGUUUAUGAGCUGAAGAGAACGGGUCUUUAAUGAAUCUGGAACUGUUGUCUAAGUUAAAGUGUAAUAUGACAGAACUGGUUUGGUUCUUUCCUGUUUUGACCAUGCAGAAUGUUUACUUCGGCAGUUCAGUGAGAGAAAUACCACAGCACAGAGCUGGGGUAAUUUAUUCUGAUGACCUUAUAAAGGACAAAUACAGGGAGAAAUGCUCUUGCUUGAUUGCUUUUUACAUUUUUAAAUCUUAAUUUCAAGCUUUUAUACAAGGUACAGACAAUUUUUUUGUAAGAAACAGCUUUUAAGUGUCAAAUCUGGCAUAAAUAAAAUGGGCACACAAAUUAAUUUCCAACAAACGGAUGAGAGAGUAUGUAAAAAGACAGUCCUAAUGUAGAUAGACUUAUAGUAACCACUCACUACAUGCACUGAACUGAUUCUCCUUUUCAGAAUGUAAAGAUUUUAAGGUUUAGUAGAUAGAAACGCUUUGGAAAGUCAUUGCCACUAAAUUGUUGUUUUAUGUUAUGAUAAAAUUUGUCAUAAAACAAAUUGAUUUGUCUUCCAACUUAAAUUUAGCAGCACUGUUUAGCACUUAAAAUGACCAAAGGA